CGUAUGAUAGCGCCACGGUAUCGUUGUGAUAUUUUGGUUUGAUCUUUACUGAUUUUGUACUGAAAGUAUUUAGAAUAAUACCAUAGAAUUAUGAAAUAAUAUAUAUACCUAUUUUGUAUAUAUAAAAAGUAUUUAAAAAUGUUUGUGUAUAGUAAAAAUUAUAUGCCCAUAGUGAAGUAUUAUAAGGAUAUUUGUAAAAAGUUUCAUUUGCGGUUUGCCUCCACAGAUUUAAACCAAUGGAAACCCACAAUAGGUUUGGAAAUUCAUGCACAAAUUGCUACAAAAUCAAAAUUAUUUUCUGGAGCUUCUACAAACUUUCAAAGUCCAAUAAAUUCUUGUGUAUCACUUUUUGACUGUGCAACACCAGGAACAAUGCCAGUAUUGAAUAAAAAAUGUGUGGAAGCUGGAAUUUUAACUGCUCUGGCUCUUUCGUGCAAAGUAAAUGAUGUUUCAAUGUUUGAAAGGAAACAUUAUUUUUACUCUGAUUUGCCUGCAGGAUAUCAAAUUACACAACAGAAAAAACCUUUAGCUGUUAAUGGAGAAAUUAAAUUUGUUGUGCCUAAACCAGAAAUAAAAGGACAACAUUAUUUAAAGUCAUCAAAAAUUAAACAAAUACAAUUGGAACAAGACAGUGGCAGAAGUUUUUACAAUGAACUUACAGAGAGAAAUUUAAUUGAUCUUAAUCGUGCUGGUAUACCUCUGAUGGAGUUAGUUCUUGAACCAGACCUAACAACUGGAGAAGAAGCAGCUGCUCUUGUCAGAGAAUUAAGUUUCAUCUUGCAGUUAAUAGGCACAUGUUCAUGCAAAAUGGAAGAGGGAGCAUUAAGAGUUGAUGCAAAUGUGUCUGUAAGUCAAGACAAUGCAUCUUUAGGUACUCGUACAGAAAUAAAAAAUAUUGGAAGUAUACAUGCUAUUGCCAAUGCUAUAAGAUAUGAAAUAGGAAGACAUAUAACCAUUUUAAAAAAAGGUGGUCAAAUUGUUAACGAGACUCGUGCUUGGGAUCCGGAAUGCAAGAAAACGAUUCCUAUGCGUGAAAAGGAAGAGAAACAUGAUUACCGUUUUAUGCCUGAACCAAAUUUGCCACCUUUAUACUUACAUGUCAAUGAAAAUAUGGAAAAUAAAUAUAAUUUGAUUGAUGUAACAUCUUUAAGGCAGCAUUUACCAGAGUUACCAGAACAAAUGCGACAAGGAGUACUACAGAACCUUACACCUCCCACAUAUGUAGGGUUAACGACUGACAUAGAAUUGUUUAAUAUAUUUCGUAAUAUAUUAGAACAUGGAAAACAUCGUAAUCCUCAGCUAGUAGCUUAUAUUCUUAUCUCUGAUAUUACGGGUUUUGUACAGAAACAUAAUUUAGAAAUGGUGUAUUGUAUAAAUCAUCUGAGUUAUAUUGGAGAAUUGAUCGAUUUAAUACAAGAUAAAAGAAUAAACUAUUUAAUAUUGAGAAAACUGCUAGUCAAGUUACUUGAUGGACAGAAGAAAACGGCAAAACAGAUUGUCGAAGAAAAUAAUUGGUUCAUGAUAUCGGAUGUAAGUGAAUUGGAAAAUGUAUGUUUGGAAGUACUGAAAAAUGAACCUAAAUUAGUUAAGAAGUACAAGGCAGGACGUAGUCGUGUAUUUAAAGUAUUUCUACAGAAAGUAGCCACAGCUACAAACGAUUGUGCAGAUAUGCAACAAGCUACAAAAAUCCUGACGAGAUUGUUAAGCUAAUUUUUAAAUAUAUGGUUUUUGCAGCAUAAAAUAUGAAGUACUUUAAUAAAUAUUUAUCGUGUUUACCUUUAAAAUGUACUUACGUACCUCUAUGUUUAAACCAUUAUGAAAUAUAUAAAAAAUUUUAAUAUUUAUUUUUUUAUAAAUUGCAAAUAUAACUAUAAAAGUAAAUGAAAAAUAUUUACGAUUUAACAAACUGAAAACUAUCACUUUUCUACGUAAUUCCAUUUUAGACUAAAUUAGCACAAAAUUUUAUUUUUAACAGCGUUAAUCGUAUUAUAAAAUACUUCAUAAAAAUGUCAGACUAUGUUCAGAAAAUUUAUGUACGUGAUAUUUGAGGGUGGGACAUGUUUAUUACAACAGUACAAAGUAUAAUAACAGCAACAAUCUUUAUCAAAUUAAUGAAUUUUUAAAGACUUGUUUGUUUCGAAAAAAAUUAUGAGUCAUAAAUUUCGUAACAUUCAUUCUAUCUUGUUACAUAUUACAUUUAUAAUUACCUGUGGAAUUAUAUUAAUAGUAAAUGUAUUAUUUUUAUAAUGAUUAAACAUACAGUUGUUUGAUAAAGAUUGAACCGUUUAUCACAAAUUGUACAAAAUGAUUUUUUUUAUAAUUUACAAUAACGGGCAUUGUGUAUAUUGUAAUACUACUUUCAUCCAAAUAUUUUUCAAAUGUAAUAAGCACAUAUAUAUUGCUAUUAUAUAAUACAAUGAAAAUAUCUAUAUACUAAACAGUUACACAAAAUUGUUAUUUUAUAACAAACAUCAUUAUGAAACAACCAUAUCAACUUAUUUUUGUACAAUUUUUUACAAUAACAUCGUUAAAAAACAUGUCACCCAUACAUUGUCAUUUGUUCUCCUUUUCGCUGAUUAUAAAUUCAUGUUUUUUUACUAAAAUUAAAA
Megachile rotundata (alfalfa leafcutting bee) is the source of this 2609-nucleotide messenger RNA. RefSeq names its product glutamyl-tRNA(Gln) amidotransferase subunit B, mitochondrial (gene GatB). The record is from RefSeq and is a predicted model, not a curated record. Gene Ontology annotation, molecular function: glutaminyl-tRNA synthase (glutamine-hydrolyzing) activity. Lineage: Eukaryota; Metazoa; Arthropoda; Insecta; Hymenoptera; Megachilidae. Gene Ontology annotation, cellular component: mitochondrion; glutamyl-tRNA(Gln) amidotransferase complex. Gene Ontology annotation, biological process: glutaminyl-tRNAGln biosynthesis via transamidation; mitochondrial translation.